Molecule: messenger RNA, 933 nt
Organism: Colletotrichum siamense
Lineage: Eukaryota; Fungi; Ascomycota; Sordariomycetes; Glomerellales; Glomerellaceae
Gene: GCR2
Product: LanC-like protein GCR2
Exons: 3
Coding region: 1-933 (310 amino acids)
Biological process (GO): peptide modification; carbohydrate metabolic process
Cellular component (GO): plasma membrane
Source: RefSeq, a predicted model, not a curated record
AUGGCUGUUCCUAUCCCACCUGAAUCUCGGUUCAUCCCGAACAACGUCAAAGAACCAGAGUAUCUCACGUUCUCGGGUGAUCCAGAAGCUCUCAUUCAUGAAGCGCUAACGCAUGUACUCGUCGACACGCCGCCACUGGCUGAAUACUCGAACGACCAAUGUCGUGGUCUUUUUCGGGGCCCUACAUCUCUCGCCUUUUUGCUACUGAAGCUCAGCGCCCAAUAUCCAUCGAUGCAAGUGCAAGAUCAGUUGCUCAGCCACUGGGCAAGUCUCUAUGCAUCGGCGAAGCGUCCCGGAGAGAACUCCGCCCCUUGCGGUCUAGCUUGCGAGAGCGUUGCACUCUUGGCUGUUAAGACAAUGGUGGACGAGGCCAAUGCUCCCGCGUUUUGCAGUGAGCUUGACCGACUCGUUGCUGAAGAUCAUCCCUUCGAGCUACUGUUUGGCUACGUUGGGCUGCUGUACAUGAUCCGCGCGGUUGAAUCAUGGAGACCUGAAGUCGCAUCCUCUCUGACUCUCGUCAAAGCCCGGAUGGUGGAGAAGACUCUCGGCGCUGGGCCCGCGUGGGUCUUUCGGGGCAAGCGCUACAUCGGCGCCGUGCACGGAGACAUUGGCAUUUUGACCCAGCUCCUGUUGACAGACCCGAAACUUGCUAGCAACUCGAUGAUCAAAAGUUCUCUGAGACGACUGCUAAGUCUCCAGCGGGAAGAUGGCAACUGGACCACCAAAGAUGACGAUGAUAUUCGAUACGAAGGUCUUGUUCAAUUUUGUCAUGGUGCUCCGGGGUUUGUCGACUCUCUAUUGCACAUCCGCCGCCUAUUCCCGGAUAUGCACGACAUCAUGAAUGAAGCCAUUGAACGCGGACAACAGGCAGGUGCUCCCUCUUGGGCCAAGGAGAAGCCAUUUUCUGGCAUGGGCCUUGCCGACGACUAUUGA